UAGACGGGCAUGGUCCCAGACACAGACAGCAGAGACCCCCAGACCAUCACCAUCACCAUCACCACAGAGGCAAGAGAGAGGAGAGACCUGCCUGAACCGUCACAGAUUACCUUGGCUAGCAACUACAGACAGACAGAUAGUCCAGAGAGAAGAACACCGAACACAGAGAUACCAAGACAGACAGAUAGAGGAGUCUGAGAAACUAACGGAGGUGAUAAAUCCAAUAUAAGGACAGAACUUCACCCACACGGAACCGUGAUAAUGCAGGUGUGUACCGUUGUUGAGAAGCGUGCUGGGGCCGUGGUGGGGGCUGAGCUGGCCUGCAGCGURCGGGAGGAGAACCAGGCUCAGAGGGAGAGCUAUAAAGCCGACUGGAACAGUGUUAACAUGAAGACCCGGGCCAUGGACAGGCAGACAAUGAACAUGAACGAUGACUCUCGUCGGGAGACCUACACUCGUCAGUGGGAGGCUCGCUCUCUGGCCCAGGCCUGUCCCUCGGGGGUGUACAGAGUGGGCACCGUGGAGAGGGGUGUGAGGGAGCACCAGCUCCUGCCCAAGAGGAACACCCUGCCCCUGCCCAUCUUCACCCCCGCACAGCUGGGCAUCCGGCUGGGCCGCGGAGCACCACACACCCAGGAGGACCUCCGUYCCUUCCCCAUCCCCGACGGUGCCUGCCCUGGCAAGAGGGCCGUGGUCGAGAUCACACAGGACCUGCCCCCCGYCAAGCCACUCAGGAUGGAGUUCGCCAAGGCGCCCAAAGCACUGGGCCGCUCCRUGUCACAGGAGGUCCAGAGAGGGUGAAGGAAGAGGAGAGGAAGAGGAAGAGGAAGAAUGGAUGUUAGGGAGAAAGGUUCAUUGUGGGGCUCAGCCCAUCAGAUAAUAGCAUGGAGGGGUGUGUAUAGAUUUAUACCUAGUGACAUUUAUUCCAUCCCUAUUCCCUAGUAGAGCCGUCACACAUUGCAUACCUUUCCUGUUUCAUUACUGUAGGUAUUACAUGUCCAAUGUCGUACUGUUUGUUAUACAAGGUAUUAUUCGCUUAGAGAUCUGAUGGCAUCUUUUGAYUGACAGAAAGGCAGACAAAUGCUCUGUUCUUUCAGCUGUGCCAUAAACUAAUCUCCCUGCUGA
Salvelinus sp. IW2-2015 is the source of this 1125-nucleotide messenger RNA. RefSeq names its product titin-cap (telethonin) (gene tcap). Gene Ontology annotation, cellular component: Z disc. Gene Ontology annotation, molecular function: protein-macromolecule adaptor activity; structural constituent of muscle; titin binding. NCBI's taxonomy places the organism in Eukaryota, Metazoa, Chordata, Actinopteri, Salmoniformes, Salmonidae. Gene Ontology annotation, biological process: detection of muscle stretch; sarcomerogenesis; cardiac myofibril assembly. The record is from RefSeq and is a predicted model, not a curated record.